AUGGGAUGCGGUUAAUUAAAGCAAGACUCCAAAUAACUAGAAGACAAAAAUUUUAAAUCCAAUAUACCUAUUUCGACUUAGGUUUCCAUGGGAUUGACUAUAAUUUAAAAAACUGAAGCAUUAGAUACAGACUAUAUUCUUCAUAAACUAGAUCCACUAGCAAGUAACCAUUAUCUUACAUAGUAACUAGCUCUACGAAAUUAUAUACGCAAGGGAAUAUCGAAAACAUAGAGUUAGGCACGAAUAAUCAGGACUUAUAAUUGUUCAAAUGCCAGCGUAGAAAGAAAAUAACAAUUAUAAGAGACCAUUAAUCUGUUAUUAUCAUUGGUAUAAAAUUUUUCUUCAAUUAGAAACAUCUCAAUAUUCAAAGCACUUCUGCCUAUUAUUACAGUGAUUGCAGAUUAAGUUUAAUUGGAGAAUUCAUCGACGGGGGCAACCUUUUAACUUAACUGGAUAAAUUUAGCUAAUUGCAGUAGUACCAAUAGAUUGACAUCUUUUGUUAGAUUAUGGCUGGAGUUUAAUACUUACAUGAUAAUGGAGUGAUGCAUGGGUAUAGUUCAAAAUGAAAUUAGUGAUAUUCGAUUAGAGCACAUACUAUUUACAAAUAGAAAUUUAGAAAAAAUUAAAUUAAUCGAUUUUGGGAUACCAAAUUCGAUCAAAUUAGAAUUCUCAUCAUGGAAACCAAAAAAUACGAUGUAAGAGUUAUCGUUUAAAUCUCCUGAAACUAUCAAAGGACAAUCAACUUUUAAAUCAGAUAUUUAUUCAUGUGGUUGCCUCUUAUAUUUCAUUAUAACUUCUCAUAUGCCAUUUUAAGCUAAUAAUUAUCAGUCGCUAAAAAGUUGCAUCCUUCGUGGUGUUCCUAAUUUUGAUAGUACUGAAUGUACUAACAUGAAUCCCUAAAUGAAGCAGUUAUUAAGCAAAAUGUUGGAUGCCAAUCCUCAGAGAAGACCAUCUGCCUAAGAGGUGAUUAAUCAUCCAGUUUUGAAUAAUAGAAAUAGAAUUAUGUACAAACCUAAUAAAUAAUUGUAAAAGCAUAUGAAAGAAUUCAAAGUAAUUAUACUUCUAAAUUAGAUAUCCUCUUAAAUAUAAGCAGCUAUGUUAAUGUAUAUUGCAGAGAACAUGAUGUCUGAAUAGGAUAAAAAGAGAUUAAUGGAUGAAUUCUAAAAAUUUGAUCUCAAUAAAGAUGGACAAUUGACCAAAGAUGAAUUGCUCAAAGUUUAUUCAGAAACAUUACCUCCUGAGAGGGCUUUAAAAGAAGUGAAUACAAUUUUUAAAAGAAUUGAUGUUAAUGGUAGUGGUAAGAUUGAUUAUUAAGGUAUAAUUAAAUUGAUUAAUUUAGAAUUCAUUAUCGCAACAAUCGAUUAGAAGAAGUAUUUUAAUAGAGAAAAACUCUUAUUGUUAUUUACGUAAAUUGAUAGGGAUCACAGUGGAGAAUUGAGUAGACAGGAAAUUAAAAAAUUAUUAAGAGAUAUGUAGAUACCAAAUAAUAAAUAUGAACAACUAGUUAAAUAAUUGGAUCAAGAUGGUGAUGGAGCAAUAACAUAAGAAGAGUUUCUCAAGAUGAUGUUAUAAAUUUGA
This is a messenger RNA of Paramecium octaurelia, 1578 nucleotides long. The record is from the annotation of a GenBank genome assembly. Lineage: Eukaryota; Ciliophora; Oligohymenophorea; Peniculida; Parameciidae.